AGUCGAAAGAAAAACACUGACGGGUAAACAACACGUAUCAUGUCGAGCUCUGGAAUUGUACUCUAUGGGACAGAUCUCAGUCCCUGUGUGAGGACCGUCAAACUUACCCUAAAGGUCCUGAAUCUGGACUACGAGUACAAGGAGGUGAAUCUUCAGGCGGGCGAGCACCUGAGCGAGGAAUAUGUGAAGAAGAAUCCCCAACACACGGUACCGAUGCUCGAUGAUAAUGGCACUUUCAUCUGGGACUCCCAUGCCAUUGCCGCCUACUUGGUGGACAAGUAUGCCAAGUCGGAUGAGCUGUAUCCCAAGGAUCUGGCCAAGCGUGCGAUCGUCAAUCAGCGUCUCUUCUUCGAUGCCAGUGUAAUCUAUGCCAGUAUAGCCAAUGUCAGCCGCCCGUUUUGGAUAAACGGUGUUACCGAAGUGCCCCAGGAAAAACUGGACGCCGUACACCAGGGUCUGAAGCUGCUGGAGACGUUCCUGGGCAACAGCCCCUACCUGGCCGGCGAUUCGCUAACCCUAGCCGAUCUGUCCACCGGACCCACUGUAAGCGCCGUGCCCGCUGCCGUGGACAUAGAUCCUGCUACAUAUCCCAAGGUCACCGCCUGGUUGGAUCGCCUCAAUAAGCUGCCCUACUACAAGGAGAUCAACGAAGCUCCGGCCCAGAGCUACGUCGCCUUCCUGCGCAGCAAGUGGACCAAGCUGGGCGACAAGUGAAACUAAACUUAUAUUUAAAUAUGACAUUUCACAAGUUUGAAUUCCAUCAAUUAACAACAUACACAUCCAUUUCUAAAACGUAAACUUCUUCAAUAAAAUAUAACAUAUAUAUAAAAU
This is a messenger RNA of Drosophila melanogaster (fruit fly), 831 nucleotides long. RefSeq names its product glutathione S transferase E1 (gene GstE1). Lineage: Eukaryota; Metazoa; Arthropoda; Insecta; Diptera; Drosophilidae. The transcript has a single exon. The record is from RefSeq and is marked reviewed. Gene Ontology annotation, molecular function: glutathione transferase activity; catalytic activity. The coding region runs from base 40 to 714 and encodes 224 amino acids.